UCUACUACCAACCCGAUGUUGCAAAGUAUUGAUUGGAACGAUAAAUCGAUCAAAGCGGUUUCAAUUACCGCCGCUACUGCGUUGUCUACUUACGUUCUUUACUCUGUACUUUGGCCCAAAAACCCGUUCGCUGACCUCCCAAAAACCAAAUACAGCUCUGUUCGCUCAUUCACUUACGACCCAGCUAAGCGAGAUGUAGAUAUAGAAGAGGAAUAUCCAAAAUUCGAGAGAAGCUCCUAUAUUGGAAAGCCAUCUAUUGUUGUCAACGAUAUCGACCUUUCACACCAUGUCCUUGCACGUCAAGAUCGGUACAAACAGGGGCAUUUGUUUGGUCGUUCGUUGAUGUUUUCUUACACCCAUCAACUUUUGUUCGGAGGCGUCAAUAUCGCGAACUCAAACGGCCACGACUGGAAAAUCCGACGAGACGUACUGGUACCUCUCUUUCAAGGUCGUGUCAUGGUUCCCGACCUUUUGCCUUUCAUCGUACGCCGAUCUCAACAAUUAGUAGAGGAAAUUAAAACUCACAAAGGCAAACCAAUUGACAUUGACGAACGUUACGCCACACUCACAGCAGAUGUGAUUUGUGAAUAUCUUUUCGCACAAAGUCCAGGACCAGGCGAGGUCAAAUUCGAUAAUUUUAUCAACCCUGCCCAAGCUUUAGCACAGCUCAAGCUGGCGAAUUUAUAUGCAAUGUUUGGAUUUAAAUCAUCUGCGACCCGUGAAAUCGAACAAAACUGUGCAUUUAUUCGAAAAAUGAUUCACAAAAUAAAGCGUGGAGAGAAACUACGCGAGAAUGGACCCCUUACCUUAGCUGAAAAGCUGCUGCAAUUCGAACAAUAUCAAGGACCCGAAGGAGAAGAGCGCCUCAUAUUGGAGUUGCUUAUUGUGUUCUUUGCUGGUCAUGACACCACUGCUCACUCUAUGACGAUGCUUACCUAUACACUGGCGAAAGAACCAGAAUGCCAAAAAAAGAUUCGAGAGGAAGCAAACGAACUCAUACCUGAUGAUGACAGCCUGACUGCCGCCAACCUAGGCAAGCUGAAAUAUACAUCUGCCGCUAUAAAAGAGAACCUCAGGUUACACCCUGUUAUUCCUGAGGUGGCGAUAGAAUGCCAUGAAGACAACACAUUGGGUCAAUGCCAUAUCCCUGCUGGGUCUACAGUAAUAUUGCCAGUAGUGCGUUUGCACAGAGAUCCCACCGUUUUCAAGAAACCGCUUUCAUUUGAACCGGAAAGAUGGCUUCAAGAAGACCUUGAUCUUCAUUCUGAUUUGGAAGCAGUUGGUAGCGGUAAAUCCCAGCUUAGCAAGGCAUUUUUCACAUUCUCUCAGGGUACACACAGUUGCCUGGGCAUGAAUUUAGCCUAUCUUGAGCUUCGUGUGGUGACUGCUCUACUCGCACAGAACUUUGACAUACAAUACCACGGACCUGUACCAGAAAUAUGUAAUGCUCUAUUAAGACUGACCGAGGUUCCUCUCAUGGAAUUCCAUGAACUUAAGAGAGAUUAGAUUGCAAGUUAAUGCUAUAUAGUUAAAUUAUGAAUAAAAUGAGAUAUGUACUACUUCU
Messenger RNA from Umbelopsis ramanniana AG, 1564 nucleotides. RefSeq lists its product as uncharacterized. Gene Ontology annotation, molecular function: heme binding; oxidoreductase activity, acting on paired donors, with incorporation or reduction of molecular oxygen; monooxygenase activity. The transcript has 3 exons. NCBI's taxonomy places the organism in Eukaryota, Fungi, Mucoromycota, Umbelopsidomycetes, Umbelopsidales, Umbelopsidaceae. Bases 16 to 1506 code for a protein of 496 amino acids. The record is from RefSeq and is a predicted model, not a curated record.